CUCGCUAAUAGAUAGAGAUAUUGAGGGGAGUGAAAAAGAAUGUAAUGAUGAAGAAGUUUGAGGAAAGCACUUCGAGAGGUCUCGCUUACCAAAAAGGGGCCGAAGAGGCUCAACCGAAUGUUUCAGAUACGCGUCAAAACAGCAAGUCUUUCCAAGUAACACCUUCCACCAAAACAUACAGAAACUUCAUCUGAAAAGCAGUCAUUAUCCAACAAGCUUUCUACGGUCCAUGAUCUUCCGCAACCAUGUCUCUCUUCCCAGACUUCAGUAACGAAGAAAUAUUCCCCACGUUCGCCCAAUGCCCUUUGAAGGAAACGCUUUCGGAGUCCACAUCAACCACGACACAAUUCCUCAUGGGAACCAUAGGAGAGAACAUGACGCUUGCCAUGAACCCAACAUUCAUCUGUAAAGACCGGUCGACAGCCCCAUACGCACUUACGUUGAAGUUACCGAGUCACAUGCACAGAGAAGGCGUGAGAGGCGGCGCUCUGGAUUUCAAGCAGUAUAAGAAAGGGUGGACGGUGGUUGUGAGGGCGCCGUGUAGGAGUGGGGUGAAGGACGGGAAGCAGGGGCUCGUGGAGUGUGAGCUGGAGGAGAGUUUGGUUAUUCCGGCCAGUCUGGAGAAGUUGGCGGGGAUGCAUAAUAGAGAGUGGACGAAAGCAUUUGGAGACGAAGGAACGGUGGAGUGUCAGGGCUGUGGGGAGACGAAGAGUAAGGAUGAGUUGUCGAGGUGUAAAGGCUGUGGAGCAGUGUGGUAUUGUAAUAGGGAAUGUCAGACGAAAGGGUGGAGUGAGAAGGAUCAUAAAAGCGAGUGCAAGGCUCUGAAGGCUUUGAGGAGUCCUUUGCUUGACCCAGCUAGAGUACAGUUAGUCAUGUCAUGAAGGAAGGUGCAAAUCCAGAAUUUCUAAUGCCUCAAUUGCGACUGCUUUCAUGUGGGAUUCUGGAGACCGACCCGUUGAUUACGGGAUACUAGUUUGAGUAAUGCGGGGAAAAACCUCGUGCUCGGAGCGGAGAACUAGGAUGGAGGACGCACCGCUGUGUUGGUGUAUUUGUGGGUCUGUCUUCAACCGAGGUCCACUGAUCUACUUUGCUAGGGUAGAAUUGCAGGAUUUGACAUGCAGCAUUAGCUGCCGAG
This is a messenger RNA of Mollisia scopiformis, 1135 nucleotides long. RefSeq lists its product as uncharacterized. The transcript has 4 exons. Bases 246 to 881 code for a protein of 211 amino acids. NCBI's taxonomy places the organism in Eukaryota, Fungi, Ascomycota, Leotiomycetes, Helotiales, Mollisiaceae. The record is from RefSeq and is a predicted model, not a curated record.